Lipotes vexillifer (Yangtze River dolphin) is the source of this 1309-nucleotide messenger RNA. RefSeq names its product proteasome inhibitor subunit 1 (gene PSMF1). The transcript has 7 exons. NCBI's taxonomy places the organism in Eukaryota, Metazoa, Chordata, Mammalia, Artiodactyla, Lipotidae. The record is from RefSeq and is a predicted model, not a curated record. Bases 136 to 948 code for a protein of 270 amino acids. Gene Ontology annotation, molecular function: endopeptidase inhibitor activity; proteasome binding. Gene Ontology annotation, biological process: proteasome-mediated ubiquitin-dependent protein catabolic process.
CAUUUUGGCCGCGCAGGUGGAGACUCGACGAGAACUAGCGGAGUAGCGGAGUGGAGUCAGCAGAACUGUGAGGGCCGAAUCGGCUCACCGCACUUUCUCCCUUUCUUCCUCCGCCCGCAGAAGCCGGGGGCUCUCAUGGCGGGCUUGGAGGUACUGUUCGCGUCGGCGGCGCCGGCCAUCACCUGCGCGCAGGACGCGCUCGUCUGCUUCCUGCACUGGGAGGUGGUCACGCAUGGCUACUACGGCUUGGGUGCCGGCGACCAGCCGGGUCCCAAUGAUAAGAAAUCAGAACUGCUGCCAGCGGAAUGGAACAACAAUAAAGACCUGUAUGUCCUCCGGUAUGAGUCAAAGGAUGGGUCCAGAAAGCUCCUUGUGAAGGCUGUCACUGUGGAGAACAGCAUGAUCAUCAAUGUGCUGGAACAUGGCUCACAGCAAGUGUCAGACUUGACCCUGAACUUGAAUGAUUAUAUCGAUUCAGAACACCUGGUUGACUUCCACAGGGUCUACAAGAAGAGUGAGGAACUUCGGUCUCGUCUUGUGUCUGGGAUUAUCACACCUAUCCAUGAGCAUUGGGUCAAGGCUAGCGAAAGUCCCCACCAGGAUUUUCCCCCUGCCACUGCCAGAGAGGUGGACCCACUCCGGAUUCACCCACACCACCCACAUACCAGCCGGCAGCCUCCCUGGUGUGAUCCCCUGGGCCCGUUUGCUGUCGGGGGAGAGGACCUAGACCCCUUUGGGUAUCGGAGAGGUGGCAUGAUCGUGGAUCCCCUGAGAUCCGGCUUCCCAAGAGCACUUAUUGACCCAUCAUCGGGCCUCCCAAACCGGCUUCCUCCAGGCGCUGUGCCCCCAGGAGCACGCUUUGACCCCUUUGGACCCAUUGGGACCAGCCCAUCUGGACCUAACCCAGACCAUCUCCGCCCGCCGGGCUAUGAUGACAUGUACCUGUGAAGGCCUCAAGAAUGUAACAUACCAUCCUUCCCUCUACUCUCCUGGAGCUGCCACUGCUGGCCCCAUCAGCAACCGUUUUCUUGUGGGCUGGGGGCAAGGGACUCUGCCCAUGUGUUUGCAGGCUGGCUGGGAUUGCCUCCCCUGCCCUGCCAGGGCCAAGGUACCUGCUGUAGCUGUCCACCUGCCUGCAUAUAGGUUCCAAAGAGAAAUCAGUGUCUCUCACCACCAGCUCCUCCCCACUUCCUAGGGAAGACUCCGGCAACAUAUACCCUCGACCUGAUGCAGUCCCAGUUGCAGCACUGUAAGAACAGAACACAUUUUGGAUGUUAUUAUUAAGAACCAAAUGUCAAUACAAAAAUCA